Molecule: messenger RNA, 1896 nt
Organism: Macrobrachium nipponense
Lineage: Eukaryota; Metazoa; Arthropoda; Malacostraca; Decapoda; Palaemonidae
Exons: 3
Coding region: 1-1896 (631 amino acids)
Source: RefSeq, a predicted model, not a curated record
AUGAGUAUCAUAUUUUUUGAAAUAAAUGAUGUGCUGAAAUUAGAUGCUAAAACUGAUUUGAAAUUACAUACCAGUAGUAAAUAUUUUGUUAAUAUGAAACUGAAUAAUGUUGACAUUGAUUUUGAAUUAGAUACAGGUGCUGCUGUAACUUGUGUUGGUGAAUACACAUUUAAGAAAUUUUGUAUUUCUCGAGAAGAGUUACAAGCUAUUGACAUUGCUCUUACAGAUUAUAAUAAACACCCAUUGGAAAUUCUUGGUGUUGCAAUGGUUAAGGUAAAAUAUUGUUCACAAUGCAAAAUGUUACCUAUUGUGGUUAUUAAAGGCAAUCGUGCUUCAUUGUUGGGUAGAAAUUGGCUGAAUGAAAUGAAGAUGGAUUGGCCAAACAUUUUUAACCUUAAAUCUACUAUACAUUCCAUUGAUAAUGGGUCGGAUGAGAUUGCAAAUAUUUUGAAGAAAUAUGAGAGUGUAUUUGAAACUAGGUUAGGAUGUUUAAAGGAUUUUGAAGUAUCCUUAAAGAAUGGACAAGUCCUACAUUUAAUAUUGUCAAGUCAGAUGGUAAAAAUGUUAGAAUUUGUUUGUGCUGAUUUUAAGGAAACAUUAAAUCCUGUUUGUAGUAUCGAUACUUACCCAUUACCUAUUACUAAAGAUAUUUUUGCUACUUUAGCAAGAGGUAAAUCCUUUACUAAACUUGACUUAAGUCAUGCAUAUCAUCAAUUAAAAUUAAGUGUUGAAUCCCAGAAGUAUAUGGUUAUUAAUACCCAUAAGGGAUUAUUUGCCUUUACAAGGUUACAAUAUGGAUUGAAUAGUGCUGUUGGUAUUUUCCAAAGAGUAAUGGAAAAUGUUCUAAAAGAUAUACCCAAUGUUGCUGUAUAUUUGGAUGAUAUCGUUAUUACCAGUCCUACUGAAGAUGACCAUUUGAAAACACUUGAAUUAGUUUUGCAUAAACUUUGUUCUAAUGGUUUAAAGUUAAAGAAGGAUAAAUGUUCAUUCAUGAAUAAAGAAGUUCAACAUUUAGGUCAUAGGUUAGAUGCUGAAGGAGUAGAUGCUUCUGAUGAAAAGGUUAGGGCUACUGAUCACUUUUCUGUGCCCAAGAAUAAGCCAGAAUUGAGUACUUUUAAUGGGAUAGUUAAAUCCUUAUUCUUGACUUGUGAUGCUAGUUCUUUUGGUCUUGGAGCAGUAUUGGAGCAAGAGAGUGAAGAUGGUUCAUUAAAACCAGUGUCAUAUGCUUCCAGAACAUUAACUAGAUCAGAAAAGAAUUAUAGUCAGACUGAAAAAGAAGGUUUAAGUGUAAUUUGGGCAGUUAAUAAAUUUCAUAAAUACUUGUGUGGCAGGAAGUUUGAAAUAUGGACUGACCAUAAACCCUUACUAGGUUUGUUGGGAGAAGGUAAGGCAGUACCCCAUAUAGCCUCUGGUAGGAUCAUUAGAUGGUCAUUAGUUCUUUCUGGUUAUGACUAUAAACUGAAGUAUAAACCACGGUGUAAAAUUCCAAAUGCAGAUUGUCUGUCCAGAUUUCCUAUGCAAAUUAAUGAAUUUGAACCUGCGAAUGCAGGAGAAGAGGUUUUGUUACUUGAACAUGUUGAUACUACUAAUGUUAAUUCCUCUGAUAUACGCAGAUGGACUGAUAGAGAUCCUGUACUAUCUCAGGUAAGGUCAUGUAUUCUGAAUGGUUGGGAUAAUAAUUUUGAGUUAAAUGAAGAUUAUAAACCAUAUGUUAGUAGAAAAAAUGAACUUACAGUAUUGCAAGGUUGUAUUUUAUGGGGAAAUAGAAUUAUUGUACCGCUACAGGGACGAUAUAAGGUUAUUGAUGAGCUUCAUGACACUCAUCCAGGUAGUAUUGUGAAAAUGAAAAACUUAGCUCGAUGUUUUGUAUGGUGGCCUCAUAUUGAUAAAGAUUGA